This is a messenger RNA of Argentina anserina (silverweed cinquefoil), 589 nucleotides long. Its product is annotated as heavy metal-associated isoprenylated plant protein 47-like. Lineage: Eukaryota; Viridiplantae; Streptophyta; Magnoliopsida; Rosales; Rosaceae. The transcript has 3 exons. The record is from RefSeq and is a predicted model, not a curated record. Bases 60 to 434 code for a protein of 124 amino acids.
CAAGUGUUCCGAGAUACAUCAUAAUUAAGUUUUUCUCUCAAAAUCCUUCCAGUUCUCCAAUGUGGAAUUUAUUUUGUUGUCUUUCAGAUUGUUCUGUACACUGUUCGGCCUCCACUGUGAAGCAAAAGAUUGUGAUGAAGGUGCAAUUUAGCUCUGAGAAACGCAGAACUGAGGCCUUCAAGAUUGCUGCUGGCUUUAAAGGUGUGAGCGACGUGUCUGUAGAUGCAGAUAAAGACCAAGUCAUUGUGAUUGGAGUCGGAAUUGAUUCGGUUUGCUUGGCCAAUUCGUUGAGGAAUAAGCUCGGCUACGCUCAAAUAUCAAGUGUUGAAGAAGUGAAGAAGAAGGACGAAGAAAAGAAACCAGAAGUAAUUCCAAUUCAAUGGACACCAAGCUAUAUUCAAUAUCCUGUGCACUGUGAUGUUGGCUACUGGUGAUCGGACUUGAAAACUCUCAGCAACGUUCAAUUUAUUUAGAUCUCCUCUUUCAAAAACAAUAUAUUUUCUUCCAAGAAUUCGUUGGAUAUGGUUGAUAACUUGAUAUUGAUACUAUAUAUUAUAUACAAAGCUAAUAAAUAUAUAGAACAUAGCUU